CGGCGACGGCUGUUUGGGUUUCUAGUUUUCUGCUCUUUCUCAUUCACCUCACGACCACCRCUGGUCGCUGCCGUAUGACGCACUACCGCGGAACGUCCUCUGAUAUUCUAUAAUAAUAAGUAAUAAUAAUAUCGUAUUUCGAUGGGUGCGUAUUUUUCACUCUAAAUAUCUGUCGAUACCUAUAAUAUUAUUAUCGUCACCGUUGGUCGACGCCGCUAUAGCAACAAUGAUCUAGCUGAACACCAACGCCGCGGUCCGCAGCGUCCGGUGGUUYACGUGGGAUGCRCCCCAAGUUUCCUUCGUCGUUGUCGUCUUCAUCUUCGCCAUGGUGGUCAUGGGCURUCGCAGGAGGAUUCGCCGUGGACUGCCGUGGGCGAUCGCCGUCCUAGUCACGUCAUGCCUGUUGCUGUGGUCGAAAAAUGACGAUCCCGUGGAGGUGGUCGACCUGCAAGCUGGUUCUGAAGACGACGACUGGGUGUCUCUGAAAUUAAAAAGAGACCAACAAGAAUUUAUUGAUCACAGAGGAUUGCAUGUAGUUGUUGGCCACUAUUUAGGAGAUGUUAACAAUGUGGGGGCAAGUGCGAAUCUCACCGAUGAGUUACUCAAUCGAAACAUGUUCGACCCAAAACCGAAGGAAGGACGUGACGGGACUCCGGUCAUUAUACCACCUCAUAUGUCCUUACAGAUGCAAAAACUCUACAGGAUUAACAGAUUCAAUCUAAUGGCCAGCGACCGAAUACCUCUGAACAGGUCUCUACCGGACGUCAGAAAAAAAUCAUGCAGGCUGAAAAARAUUGAUAUCGAUAAGCUUCCAUCCAGUACCGUAAUAAUUGUUUUCCACAACGAGGCUUGGUCGACGUUAAUGAGAACGGUCCAGAGCGUUAUAGAUCGUUCACCUAAAUAUUUGCUGAACGAGAUCAUUCUAGUCGACGAUGCCAGUACUCGAAAAUUUUUGGAAAAAGAUUUGGAUGCUUACGUCGCCAAAUUACCGGUCUCAACACGAAUUAUACGUUCACCAAAAAGGAUUGGUCUGAUAAAAGCGCGUUUGAUGGGAGCCCGGCAGGCGAAGGGUAAAAUAUUGGUGUUCUUGGAUGCGCACUGCGAGUGCACUUUGGGAUGGUUGGAAGCCCUAGUAAGUCGAGUUGCCGAAGACCGGAAACGCGUAGUGUGUCCUGUAAUUGACAUCAUAAGUGACGAGACGUUUGCCUACGUUAGAAGUUUCGAACUGCACUGGGGAGCGUUCAACUGGGAUUUACACUUCCGGUGGUACACGCGGACUACACCUGAUAUAAUGAAGGGUCAGCGGGAUAUCACCCAGGCGUUUAGGACCCCGGCGAUGGCUGGGGGGUUGUUUGCCAUGGACAAGUCAUACUUUUUCGAGCUGGGUGGAUAUGACGAAAAGAUGGAGAUUUGGGGCGGAGAAAAUUUAGAACUCUCGUUCAGGGUCUGGCAGUGCGGUGGCAGCAUCGAAAUAGCACCGUGUUCUCAUGUCGGUCAUGUGUUUCGGAAAUCGUCUCCCUACACGUUCCCUGGUGGUGUGUCUCACGUUCUGUAUACAAAUUUGGCACGAGUGGCGCUGGUUUGGAUGGAUGAGUGGCAAGAGUUUUAUUUCAAAUUCAACCCUGAAGCGGAAAAGUAUCGCGACGAACAACAGAUAAGGACGAGGUUGGAGCUUAAAGACCGUCUCAAGUGUAAAGGGUUCAAAUGGUAUCUGGACAACGUGUGGCCAGAACACUUUAUGCCAACCGAUAAAAGGUUUUUUGGCAAGAUCAAACACAUGUUGUCGAAUCGUUGUUUGGAAAAGCCAUCUGGACGUGGUUCGCUGAACCAGCCCAUGGGUCCGGUUGGGAUCAGAGCGUGCGAUGUUCAGGGACGUGCAUCUCUGUCGCUCAUGUUCGUCAUGGCCCCGGCCGAAGGGUUAGACUCCGGGGUAUGGUCCGGAUCUCUGAUGACCGACGAGUCUGUGUGCCUGGACACGCCUGAGCUGGAAGUGACCAAUGAAAUUGCCCUGAAGGUACGGAUCGUCGCUUGCACUGGUCAAAAACGGCAGCGCUGGAAAUAUGAUUCCAAGACUAUGAACUUGGUUCACAUACACACCGACUUGUGUCUGGAUUUACCAGCCGGCGAAUCCAGUAUCGUACUUAAAAGUUGUGCUGAUCAUGCUAGUCAGAAAUGGAUUUUUGAACAAGUACCAUGGAGAUGAUUAUAGAUGCCCGUCUGUUAAACUAUCUUUUGUGUACAUUAAUCAUUAUUUAAUUUAACAGUCAUCGAUUAUUUAUAUAAUGUCUUAGUUCCUGUAAUAUUGUUGGAUUUUGUAUUAAAACAACUUUUUURAUUUUUUUUWAAAUAAUAUUAAUAUAUUUUGUUGUUCAAACAA
Molecule: messenger RNA, 2377 nt
Organism: Diuraphis noxia (Russian wheat aphid)
Lineage: Eukaryota; Metazoa; Arthropoda; Insecta; Hemiptera; Aphididae
Product: polypeptide N-acetylgalactosaminyltransferase 13-like
Biological process (GO): protein O-linked glycosylation
Cellular component (GO): Golgi apparatus
Molecular function (GO): polypeptide N-acetylgalactosaminyltransferase activity
Source: RefSeq, a predicted model, not a curated record